Molecule: messenger RNA, 1059 nt
Organism: Pestalotiopsis fici W106-1
Lineage: Eukaryota; Fungi; Ascomycota; Sordariomycetes; Amphisphaeriales; Sporocadaceae
Exons: 2
Coding region: 1-1059 (352 amino acids)
Molecular function (GO): flavin adenine dinucleotide binding
Source: RefSeq, a predicted model, not a curated record
AUGACUGACUUGGUACCAGGAGGAAUCUCAUUCUUUUCACAACGCCACGGGUGGUCAUGUGACACUGUGCAGGAAUUCGAAGUCGUUCUUGCAAAUAGUUCUAUCGUCAGAGCUACUGAAAACUCCAAUGCGGACCUCUUUUGGGCUCUGCGGGGCGGAGGAGCAAACUUUGGUGUGGUGACGAGUGUCUCUGUGGAUGUGUUUCCACAGGGUCCAUCUUGGUACAAUUUCCAGCUCUUCAAUCUAGGAGACAUCAAGAGCGUGAUGCAAAGACUUGACUACCUCACGAGGAAUAUGCCCACAGACCUGCAAAUGAUUGCGACAAAUCUUGCUUGGUCACCGUGGCGCAAAGAGUUUGUGCUCUCAGACCGGAUCGUUUCUUUGUCUGAGAAUGUCAUGGAGACUAUGCAGAUGGAUACGAAUGCAUAUGACCCGUGCCUAGACACGCCUUUGCCUGCGGAAGAGCACCUAUAUCGACGAACAACGUUUGAGAUGGCCCAAGUGAUGGAUAUUGUCAAUGAGGAUGGAUUCUUCAAUUUCUUCGGCUCAAUGACUGUCAAGAGUGGUGUCGAGAUUAACCUAAUUGUCGCCGAUAUAUUCCAAGAAGAAGCAAGCAAGAUAACCAACAUUCCUGGCAUCCAGGUGUACAUUGUAUACAACCCUUUAACAACACCAACAAUCAAGAAAAUGACACGGAGAGGUGGAAAUACCUUACGCAUUCAAGAGACAGACGGCCCACUUACAAUCAUCAACUUCAACAUGCGUUGGAGCCAGGAUGCAGAUACUACCAGGAUGCGAGAAUUCUUGCGCCGCACACUUCGGCGAGUAAAAGAUGCAUCCGAAAAAACUGGGACUGAUCAUCCGUACUUAUUCCUCAACCAUUGCUAUGAAGAGCAAACCCCACUUCUGUCCUAUGGAGCUGAAAAUAUUAAGCGGCUGCAUCGAAUCCGAGAGGAUCUUGACCCUGAUGGCGUUUUCCAGACCUUGAAAGUUGGACAGCAUAAACUCGGCCGGCAAUAUCAGGAUGCAGUCUCUUGGUCGGGAAAGACUGAGCUCUGA